AUGCCUCCCAAAAGUACUGUAAGGAUGGUUGUGGGCUCCAGUUGGGUCAAUAAACUGCCAAAGAUCAAGCAACAUCAUCAUAAUACACGAUUGGAUUCUCAGCAAAUUACACAAUCUCAUUCUUGGCAAAGAACACAAUGCAUUGCUUGCGCAGCCAGUGUACCGUUUCUUAUGGAUGAUAUUGAUUCAGCAAGAGCUCCAGAGUCAACAAUUCAAAUUCCCCAACUCUUGUUGAGUACACUUGCUUCCAUGAGUCCAAGCACCUACUGCAGCCUUCAUCCAAUUGCAACUGUUUGCACAGUUCAACAGAAGAAACAAGCAGCAAGACACCCACUACAAUUGGGAGUGCAUUUUGUGGAUUUAAACAAUACUAGGCUUAGCAACAUGGAACAGGAACGAGCUGCAAAAGGAACCCCGGAUAACACACAGGGGAACAAGUUGUGCAAGGAACCACAAUCACAUUUUGAACCAGAUUGUAGUCAAGCCAAAGCAAGAUGUCCACCAUGGUACCAAGUCACAUGGUGUCUCGAAUUGCAUGUCAUUGAUUCCUUUGAUCAGAUCAAAAUCUUGCAAACAGCUAAGCUGAGUAUUGGCACCGAAGUGCUCUCUAGAGAUCCUAUUAAAUCUCCAAAUCAGCACCCAGCCAAUCAAGGAGGCGGUGGUAGACAAGGUGGCAAUGAAGGAGGCAACGGGGGAGAGAAGUAUAAGAAAACAGAAGAGUGGACAAGAGAAAGGACAAAGAUGGUGCAGGCACUGGGGAAGAAGAUGGUCACAGGAGGAGUGACGGGGGAGAGAGGAAACAUACCAGAUGAACCUGUCUCAGAAGGGACCGUAAACUCACAAGACAGAGAGUGA
This is a messenger RNA of Melampsora larici-populina 98AG31, 855 nucleotides long. RefSeq lists its product as uncharacterized. The record is from RefSeq and is a predicted model, not a curated record. Lineage: Eukaryota; Fungi; Basidiomycota; Pucciniomycetes; Pucciniales; Melampsoraceae. Bases 1 to 855 code for a protein of 284 amino acids. The transcript has 4 exons.